GCAGAAGUGGGUGGAAGAGAUGAACACACAGGAGGGGAGGUGUAGAGCCUGAGGAGGAGCACGCGGCAGGGAGGUGACAGGCAUGUAGAAAGGUGACAAACAAAAAAAUGUGGCAGGACCGGCUGCAGCAGUGACACUGAGGGAGGCCGCCUGCAGGAAAGACAGUCCAGCCAUGGGACACUGAGAGCCUGUCCUCCGCAGCAUGGGGACUGAGUGUCCAGGAAGAGAGCUACAGCCCACAAUGAACUGACGCCUGGAAUCCAUGGGGAGUCUGGGAUCUAGGGAUGGUCUGCUGCUGCUCUUCCUCACCUUGAGACUACUUCUCCUGUCAAACGUCAGCCGAGGGCAGGACUCCUGCUCCGAGGAGGAAAGUGGAGUGGAAAUAUUUAGCAAAAAAGUCUCCGCCAACUUUCAAUUUAAACUAAAAGAAUCUCUUAUCUUUGUGUCCAAUGUGAGCGCCCUGACCACAUACCGGGCCCUUCCCUCCGAAUCUCUCUCCAUAUCCACCGUGUCGCUGCGUGAUGGGCUGUCAUGUAAACUGUGCCUGCGCAUCAACAUUUCAGUGAAUGCUACAGGGCUCCCCAGACUCCGAGGUUUUGUGGUUCGGGGUCUGGAACUAAGUGAAAAUACAUUUCAUUCAUUCCGGAUUAUAAAGAAAAAAGGUUAUAAAAUAGAAAAUUUGUGGGAAGUGACGUAUGACUGCUGGAGCGUCACGGCUGGACAAUACAUAUCUGUUACACUGUUAACCCAGCCGAACUAUGGCUUGUCUGUUAAUAAAAUGUACUACGUUUCCAACCGAGAUGCAAAACCAGAUUUCCAGUAUACGCACAAAGCAGAGGAGAAGAAGUUUGAGAUAUCGGUACCCGAUGGUCCAGAUGUGUACGUCCGGCUGUGUUAUCUGUCCAAUAUCUGCGAGGAUCUAGAAAGCAGCAGCAAGAAGCUGAUCAAUUCCUCCAAGAAUGCUUCUCUGUCAUAUGAGAACCUACUGCCAUGUUUAUGUAUUGAGGCCUUUUACACGUAUCGUGACAGCAAACGGGAGAAGAAAUGUCCUUUCCUGGAGCAUCCAGAACCCUACAUUGAAGAAUUACUGAAGGUGUCUGUGCAAGAAAUCUAUUACCACUCCGACACGAUGAGCGUAAGAUUCGAGAGCCCUUGUCCUGUGGAGCCGACAGUGACUGUUUGUAGAAAGCGAAAUGGAAGAUGCGUCACGGAACACAAGGCCAUCACGAAAGAACAUGGGAAGAUAUAUUACUUUAAGAGCAUUGACAGCGAUCAUCACCUGUGUUUUAAGUUCUCAUUACGGAAUCGCGCCCAUAUAAAAUGUCCAGAUUGGAGUGAUCGGCUCUGGAAUAUGGACCUGAAGAUUCAGCUUUUCGAUGUGCUGCUCACAAUAUCCUCGCAAAUUCCGGCAUCUUUUAGUGCAGCGAUGUGUCGCCAAAACCAGCAAACUGGAGACUGCGACCUUCAGUCCAUCAUCUAUAAUAUAUCCACGCAGCAUCAAAAUGGAUCUCAGCUAUCACUCCCUCGCCCCCGCAUUGGACACUGUAUCAAGGUUUGGCGCUCCGAUGUCCGUGUUUCACAUCCAUAUCUCCUCUGCUCAUUUGACUUUUCUCACAAGCAUCUGGGGCUCCUCGCUCUCGUCACGUCGCUGGUGAUUUUCACCCUGAUUCUCAUCGUCUACAUCAUUUAUCAGAGGACGCGGAAGAUCUUUACAGCUCCACUCCGGAGAAGAACCAUCCUACUCGUCUACUCCCCCGAUUCGGCAGAGUACAAGACCCUCAUCUGCGCCUUCGCCGACUUCCUGCACAGCAUCCUGGGAUGUGAGGUCAUCCUGGACUUAUGGGACAUGAACACGGUCAGCCAAAUUGGAAUGCUGCCUUGGUUUUACCAGAAGAGGGAGCUGGUGAGCCAAAGGAAAGGCAAAGUGAUGAUCGUGUGGACAAGACAAAGCAGGACCAUGUACGACCAAUGGAAGAAAUGCCAGGUCAGCAGCCUUGGAAGCAAAGACGCAACGAAUCUGUUUGGAGCAGCCGUGUCCUGCCUGGAGAAAGACUUUGAGGUGCACCGUGGACGUGAAAACCUGGUGGACUAUACAAUGGUCUACUUUGAAGGACUUUGCCAGAAGAAGGACAUCCCCAAAUGCUUCAGGAAGAUCUCCAGGUACCACUUGUUUAAAGACCUCUGCAGACUGGUCAGCCAUCUGCAAGACACUACUUAUCUAUCUCCUCCUUGCCUGAUCAAGGCCGUCGCCAAAUACCUCAUGAAAAAGCUGAUAAGCUCCGAAAAAAGACGGGGUCUUCAGCACCACGUAGACAUUUGUAAAAAGAGACUUGAUGAAGACGUCAGCAGAUAACGAGCGAGGACAACCUGACCCGGAGGAAAAAGAUGAAACCCUGGACGGAUCCAUGAGGAGAGACAACUUAUGGGACUCUGUGAUGCGUCGAGUCCGAAGCUUUGUAUAGAUGGUACUAAGUGGUGCUGAUGAUUUUUGUGUAGUGGCCCUUUAAGAUUGAGAAGAGGAGUAUGAUCAUAAGCUCCACCCCUUGUAUGGCCCGUUUCUGGAUUGGAUUGGCUACUAUGGGAAACUCUUCCACUUUUUGUAUGUAAAAGUUUUUGUACAAAAAACCUCUUUAAGGUUCUGAAAACCUGGCGGGAAUUUAUUAAGCCCUUUGCCCCAGAUUAGCGGCCCCAGAAGACUCCUUUUUGCCUGUUUAUACCUUACUCGCCAGUUUCUAAAACAUGUGUGGGGCUUACAGGACCCUAAAAUUUGGCGUAAAUUCGGUAUGUGCCUCUCAAUAAAUUUGGAGCAUAUCACACCAGCCCAAACUGGAUCAUUCUACGUAAAUUCCCCCCCCCCCCCCAACAUUUUUUGGCAUUGGCCCCCCAGAUCCUCCAAAAAUCUUAUCAAAGUCUCUUAUUGGAACAUAGAUUGGGCAGGUUGGACAUUCAACUGCCUGAUCCUUUGCUUCACGUGGAUAUAUCUUUCAAACCAGCCUCUGGAUCUGAAUACUUCUGUAAUUGCAUGUCAUAAAAAAUUCUGUAUAGCCAGUAAGUUAUUCAAUUAAAUGUAUCUGUAUAGCGCCACCUGCUGUUUGUUAUUUUCCUUAUUUAUUGUCCGCCUCACUGAGGUGGUCGCGCAUGCCCAAUUUAAAUCUUCAACUGUCACUGUCUGUUAGAAGUGAUGGCCGUUACAGGGAAAG
Molecule: messenger RNA, 3200 nt
Organism: Bufo gargarizans (Asiatic toad)
Lineage: Eukaryota; Metazoa; Chordata; Amphibia; Anura; Bufonidae
Gene: IL17RE
Product: interleukin 17 receptor E
Exons: 16
Coding region: 263-2353 (696 amino acids)
Molecular function (GO): interleukin-17 receptor activity
Source: RefSeq, a predicted model, not a curated record